Biomphalaria glabrata is the source of this 4156-nucleotide messenger RNA. Its product is annotated as vitamin D3 hydroxylase-associated protein-like. NCBI's taxonomy places the organism in Eukaryota, Metazoa, Mollusca, Gastropoda, Planorbidae. The transcript has 18 exons. Bases 174 to 1907 code for a protein of 577 amino acids. Gene Ontology annotation, biological process: fatty acid catabolic process. Gene Ontology annotation, molecular function: fatty acid amide hydrolase activity; amidase activity. The record is from RefSeq and is a predicted model, not a curated record.
UUAGAAAUUAAUUAGAUCUAGACCUCUAGACUAUACUAUAGAGUAUAGAUCAAUGAAUGGAGAUUAUGUUAUUUAGGAUAAUCGUUAUUUAAUCGCUUUCUUGGCUGAGAACUUGGAUUUAUAUCUAGAAUAAUCGAUCCAGAGCUAGAUCUAGAUUCUAUAUAAUUAUUACAAUGGUGGACAAGUCAACACUAUGUUCCAGUCUAGUCAUCACUGUGGUCAGUUUCACAGCCCUCCAGUGGCUCUACAGAGCCUACAAACGACGAGAGAUGUUUUUCAAAAUUCGCCGCAGAUACUUGAAAGCCAGGAGAAGUAUCGAGCAUCUGAGAGAGAAGCUGAGUGAGAUUCGUAUCAACAAAGAUGUAUUGAGUCUUAACUUCUCUGAACUACAGAAACUGUUACAAUCAGGUGAAUUGGGAGCUUUAGAAGUUCUGCAAGCCUACCAAACUAUGGCCUUAAAUAUCAAUGAAGAAAUAAAUGCCAUAACAGAUGUUAUAGAGUCAGCCACUUCUGAGGCAAUACGACUUGAUGGAGUCAAUGACAGAGGACCUUUACAUGGGAUACCUAUUAGUGUCAAAGAAAGUGUUGGGCUGAAGGGACUGGACUGCACUGCAGGCUUUGGUCAGCUGGCAGAUGUUUUGAAAAAAGAUGAUUCAGUUUUAAUUAAGGUACUGAGACUGAAAGGUGCCAUUCCAUUUAUUCGUACCAACAUCCCACAAGGCAUGCGAAGCUUUGCCUGUUCAAAUCCUAUUUAUGGUGAAACCAAAAAUCCAUUAAAUAUGUCAAGGUGUCCUGGUGGAUCAUCAGGUGGGGAAGGUGCCAUUAUUGGUGGAAAGGGCUCUAUUCUAGGAGUGGGAAGUGAUAUUGGAGGCAGCUUGCGGUGUCCAGCCGCGUUUUGUGGAAUAUGUGCUCUGAAACCAACAUCUUCUAGAAUAAGUUCUUUUGGUAAUUUUAGCACUGAUGCAAUAGGAGGACAGAACAUAGUGCCAUCAGCUUAUGGUCCUAUGGGAAGAGAUGUUACAACCCUAAUUGACUUUAUGGAGGCUGUCAUAUGUCCUGAAAUAUUUUCGCUUGAUCCGCAUGUAACACCUAUUCCAUUUAGACAUGAGUUACUGGAGAGCUCUGCUCCUCUCAGAAUAGGUUACUAUGUGUAUGAUGAGUGUACACGAUGCACACCACCAGUUGUUAGAGCUGUCAUGAUGGCCAAGUCACUACUACAAGACAGGGGUCACACUCUUGUUGAGAUCAAACCAUACAAACCAAUGUAUGCUUGUGCUGAUAUACUGAUUCCUGCUUUGUUUGGAGAUGAUUGUGACAGUUAUGCAGACUUGUUAAAAUAUGACACAACUUGUGAGAUCAUGUAUAAUACCUACAGGUUUAAUCAAUAUCCAUAUCUCUUGCGAUUGCUGUUUAUGAGACUUCAACAGCUGAUGCAUAAUGACCCACUAAUUGUUGCCAUGAUGAAAAGAAAAUCAAUGAGAUCUAUAUCUGAUUGGUUUAGGAAAGCAAAUGAAUGCAAGGAGUACCAAAUGGAAUUUGCAACUAGAUGGAAAAAGCAAAAUUUAGAUGUAGUAAUCUGUCCAUGUUUGCCUUGUGCUCCACCAAGGGUUGGACUGGAACAGAAAUUGUUAGCCAUUUUGACCUACACUGGCCUUUAUAAUGUGCUGAACUACCCAGCUGGUACUCUACCAGUGACCACGGUGACAACAAGUGAUGUGGGAAACACAAUGAAUCCUAGCUACUACCCAGCCUACACUGCUAUAGAAAAACUGAUACAGAGGGACUGUGAAGGGAGUGAAGGAUUGCCUAUUGGAAUACAAGUUGUGGGACUUCCAUUCACUGAAGAAGUUGUGCUGCGUGUCAUGUUAGAACUAGAAACAGCACUUAAGAGCUCUAAUCGCCACUAAAAAUUCCUCUAGUGUUGAAUUUAUUUUUUUUCUGAUUAGGAUUUAAUAAAUUUAGUAAAGAAGUAUUAAAACAAAUAUUUAUAUAUUUUGUUCCAUUAAAAUCAAUAUAAUUUAAACAAUAUAUUCUUGUUAUUAAAAAUUAUUAUAGCUUAAAUUUAGACAUAAUUUUUUAACCAAACAAAUUUUGUGCCAUUAUAUCUUUGAAUCUUCUAUAAUAAAUCAUACUUAUCAUAAUGCGGACUAUAGGUGUACAUUUAAAACAAAAUUUAAUAUUUAACACCAUUUGGUAAAAACAGAAAACAGUUUAAUUUUAUUUUUAAAUUCCUAAAAAACAAUACUCCAAUAAUGCAACAGUAGAAAGUAAGUUACAUACAUUUGUGUGAUCUAUUGAAUAUUAAACUGAGAUAGUGUUUAGAUGUAUGAAUCAAUUCAUGGAAAUGGAAACCUGCUGGCUCAUAGUUGGAAGCUAUGCACUAGUUCAAAGUAGAGUGAAUUAAGCCAUAGAUAACAAUCAUUUGUUGCACUAAUUCUUGGGCCAUUUCUCAUUUCUGGGUAAAUAGAUUUUAUAAGCAGAUUGAUAAUACAAUGUUCAAAAAUAAAUAUUCAACUCAAGAAAUGAAAAUAGGAGAAAAAAAAAUAUAGAUGAAGUAGGCCUAGUGAUUUCUAAAAUAUUUCUCUCAGUAUUAGCAACAAUAAUAGGAUAUUGAUGGACAUGACACAUGAUUCAAUGGCUUGGUUACUAAGCUGAUGGUCCUGGGUUCAACAAAGUUUUAAGUAUUCCUGAAAAAAAAAGUAAAGUACCUGUUGGGAUUAGAAAUACGAGAAAGUGUCAAGGUGUAAAUGAGAGAAUGAUGUUUGUUUUGGCAAUAUGUUAUGGCUAGGUGAGAUGUGAGCAAUAAAAGUGUCUGCAUGGUCUAGGAUUGACUUUUGUUAAUUUGAAAAGAUACAAAGGUAUUUAAAGGCCUGAUUUUGUUAGUGUUAGUUAGUUGGAGCUGUAGAGAGAAUAGAGUUGGAGCUGCAUUGUAGAAGUAUUUGUAUAAUAAAUAUAUUGAAACUGCUACAAGAUUUAGACUUGUCCUUGUUGUAAUUCAAGAACAGACAAAAUAAAUCAUCACAAAAAAAAUAAAAAUAUCUUGCAUCAUAACAGUAACCCUUUCAGACCUUAGAGUCUAUAGGGAAGAUGAUAGAAAGGUCAUCUAUGUCUUAUGAUGUAAUCAGUUUAACAACCAACUGCCAUUACUUUCCCCAACUAAAGUCGGCAACCCGUUCCAGUAGGAUGGACUCAGGGGCACCCUAAAAAUCCCAAAAUUCAAAAUCCUGUCUUCACCCAGAUUCAAACCUGGGAUUUCUCAGUUCAGAAGCCAAGCUCUUUACCGCUCAGCCAUGGCGUCCCAGAGUACUCCUAUAUUCAUAAUAAAUGAGUAAAUGGUUUAUUUAUAAAUUUCUUUUUUAUAUCAUUUAUAUUACCAGACUUGCAUUUUACAAUUGUUUAUGUUAUACAUUGCUACUCAGAAUUUUGCAUGUAUCAAAUAUUUCACUAAAUCUUUUUAUAUAGUGGAUAGUUGGUUAAGCUAGCAUAAAAGCCUAAAUAUAUCUGUUGAUGAGAAACCUUUAGGUCUAUUUUCCAUCUCUUUCCACUCACUUUACCUUCUCAUUAUUUGAACAAGAUUAUGUGACAGUGACUGAUAUAUUUUGUAACAUUAGCUGACAUAUUCCUUGAAGUGACAGGCAUUUAGUGUGAAAAAUGACAGAACUAAACACCUUGUGAAUAAGCCUUGAGUUUUGUAAUUUCAAGGUGUCUGUUGAAUUCUGGUGGCUCUAUUUUUUUUUAAUUUAACUAAACAUGAACAUGUCUUGAUGUGGCUGGAUUGUUCACAUUUUAUAUCGCUUUUACUUAUAUUGUAUCAUUUUUUUCAAGUGCUUUUUUCUUGAUGUGAUUAGAUUUGACAUCAUAUAUUUUAUUCAGUGUAUUUAUAACAGUAUUUUUAUUUAAAAUCCUUUUUUUUAAGAAUAAGCAGGGCAUUUUAUCUUAUUAAUUUCAAAGAACAUAAUUUCUUCCAAACAUGCAGGUAAGCUGCACCUUGAAGAUGACUUUUAUAUCUUUUCAUUGAAAAAAAAUGUUAUUGUUGCUCUGUGAGUUUGGUAUAUUCAACCAGACAUACGAUGGCAAACAUAACAUUUUAAAUAAAUAUUUGACAUUCAAUUUCAUUUAUUUGUAUAUUAAAUUUUCAAGUCUAAACAAUUACAAA